Molecule: messenger RNA, 690 nt
Organism: Paramecium tetraurelia
Lineage: Eukaryota; Ciliophora; Oligohymenophorea; Peniculida; Parameciidae
Exons: 2
Source: RefSeq, a predicted model, not a curated record
AUGAGCAUAGAUAGAUAAAUUAAUUUGAUGCUUGUGAAUGAGAAUACCAAAAUUAUUAAGACUCAAAAACUCAUCCCUAAUAAAUUUUACAUUAUCAUAAACUUAAACAUUUAUAUUCAAUUUUAUUAAUAACAUAUGUUAUACCAAAGGGAGCCAGAAGAAAUUCUUGAGCCUUCUAAGCCGAAAGUUGAGAAUAGACUUCUAAAGUAUGGCAAAAGGUACGAGGAGAGAAGAAUGAAACUCAAAGAAUCCAUCUAUAAAGAAAUGAUGCAAGAUCGUCCCUUCAUCCAAAACAUCAAUUCCCAAAAAAGAAUCAAUCAAAGUGUCGUUGAUAGACUUUAUGAGUCUCCCCAUUGCGGAAAUAAUUGUGGUUAAAUUGAAAAACUUGUCAAAAAAUCAUCUGUUAGAUAUCCAUUACAAGAAAUAGUCAGACCAAUCAGUUCUUAAAAUGUAUAUUUAAACAUCCCAUCAUAACAAUCACCUCUUAAACAAUCACAAUCUUUAUUCUCUUAGCAAGGCAAGUUCUUGGAAAAUACAUACUCACAUUCAUAAAAAGUCAAACCAAUUCGUUAAUCUUCUGCGUUAACUUUCAAUAACAAUUCUAUUCAUAAAUAAAAUAGCCAAAACAGCAUUAUCCAAAUCAGCAUGGAUCUCUUUCAAAGAAAAAAAAGAUCAUAAAACAUCUGUUGA